Sebastes umbrosus (honeycomb rockfish) is the source of this 2401-nucleotide messenger RNA. RefSeq names its product protein lin-28 homolog A-like. The transcript has 4 exons. Gene Ontology annotation, molecular function: nucleic acid binding; zinc ion binding. The record is from RefSeq and is a predicted model, not a curated record. NCBI's taxonomy places the organism in Eukaryota, Metazoa, Chordata, Actinopteri, Perciformes, Sebastidae. The coding region runs from base 1 to 681 and encodes 226 amino acids.
AUGUCCACAUGCCGCUCACCUGGAGACCAUUCAGGACCAGUGUCUCCUCUGAGAGCAGCAGCAGCAGCAGCAGCAGGCGGUGCGCAGAGUGAGGAAGAGGAGGAGGAGGGUCUGUCCCGGGGCAGCGGCGUCUGCAAGUGGUUCAACAUGAGGAUGGGCUUCGGCUUCCUGUCCAUGAGCAGCAGGGACGGAACUGCUCUGGAGGAGCUGCUGGACGUGUUCGUCCACCAGAGCAAACUGCACAUGGAGGGCUUCCGCAGCCUCAGAGAAGGCGAAGCCGUUGAGUUCACCUUUAAGAGAUCCUCUAAAGGGCUGGAGUCGGUGCGGGUUACCGGGCCCAACGGAGCGCCGUGCCUGGGCAGCGAGAGAAGACCGAAGAGCGGCCAGAAACGACGCUCCAAGGGUGACAGAUGCUACAACUGUGGAGGACCCGGCCAUCACGCCAAAGAGUGUCAGCUGCCCCCUCAGCCCAAAAAGUGCCAUUUUUGUCAGAGUGUUUCCCACAUGGUGGCCAGCUGUCCGGUCAAAGCCCAGCAGCAGCAGCAGCAGCAGCAGCAGCAGCAGCAGCAGCAGCAGCAGCAGCAGCAGCAGCAGCAGCAGCAGCUUUCGUCUCCAGCUUCCUCACAGAGGGACGAGGAAGAGGAGCGAAGCCAGGCCGCCCUCUCUGAGAACUCAGAGUGAACUGUGAGGUUUUUCACUGGAACACUGCUUAUAGGAAGAGCUACCUCAGGGUUUAUUUUAUUGAACGGCAUCACUGUGGUACUGAUGUGAUGUGUAGUUCAAUAGAGCGCCGGCAGACAUGUUUUUUUAUUUUUCUUUCUUAGUUGUUUUUUUCUGCCGUUGGAUAAGUGUCUUAGCUUUGGAAUGAAACAAUCAGACUUCCCGUUGAUUCAGCCGUAUAGUAGCACCAGAUAUCAAGUCCCUGGACUGAUCUGACGUCAUGUGUGCCACCGAUAUUAUUUUAUUUUUAACAAAAUUCAAAUACAAAAAUCUUGCUGGUUUACAACUCUACAAAGCAUAGCACACAUACAGGGUGUGUGAAAACAAAUGCACCAGGAGGGCUUGACUAAUACACAAAUAUUUGACAUAAAAUCUACAUGAUGGUUAUAAUAGACGUUAGUUUUUACAGCAGAUGUUUUCACAUGUCAGAACAGGAAAAGCACUUUAUGGUGCAAUUUAUAAAAUGCUGUAUUUCAUUUAGAUGUUGGGUGUCGAGGUCGACUGAUAACAGAUUUUUAAAGGCCGAUAUAAUAACGAUAGUUUGGAGCAGGAAAAUGCCGAUAGCUUAUUAAUCGGCCAAUAUCUUCUUAACUUCUGCAGCAGCCUAGUCGGCUACUUCUGCCGUCACUCUGAAUUAAAUCAUUAGUAAGAGAUCAUCCUGAAGUGUGAUUUGGUGGAUUACAUCAUUGGAAUAUGUUCUAUUUAUUUACAAUGGGUGAUGCGCCGUUCUGUGGUUUAUAACUGGCCAGGAUUACUUCAUGUUGCACGUCCCGUUACCUCAUUAAAUGCCGCUCUUACGAGCCAUUAAUGUUGGUGCCUAUUCCCGAGGUAAAGAGGAUCCUAAAGUUUGCAAUUUAAUUUCAUGAAUGGAUAGUUAUGUGGUUGGAUUAUUUGGAAGAGAGAACGCCAAAUUGGCAAGUUAAAGUAACAGUGAAUGAUUUAUUUUCCUCCCUGUCUGCUUGUAUUUGGGACAAAGAGCUGUUUGUGUUAUAUAGUCGAGAGAUAACUUUUUUUCUCCCCCUCUACCUUGAAUUUGUGUAUGGAGCCUCAAUGCUAAACAGUGAUGUACGUCCCCAUGUGGAGCCAUCGGCCACUAUCAGAUCUCAGUUCCACCAAUAACGAUAGUUUGUAAAACGUCCUAUCGGCCCUGGUUGAUCAGCAUCGGUCCACCUCAAUUUGGGGGUUUUGGCACUGGUAUCGUGCAUGUUUGCCUUAUUGGGACACUUCAUAGGAACUGAGGUCUUUUUCCUGUUAUGACAAAUCAAAACAUCUGCUGUGAAAAAAAGGUCUAUACAAGAAUGAACCACACUCGGGCAUGAAUGUGACUCUCACAUUCUCCCUGUACUCAUAUCAGAGUUCAUAUGCUGUCAGUCAAACCCUUGUGCCUGGUUUCAGAAUAGAGGAUUUGGUUAAAAUCCCUCCAAGAUUACACCCUGUUGAUCAAGUGAUACCACAGGGUAUUAGGAUCAUGAAAAAAAAACAUUUCUUUUUUACAUUUAACACUUGAAAUGAUGAAGACUCUUGCAAAUGAGGUAGUACAAUAUGUAAACCAUACUUUGGUGUCUCAUCUUUACUUUCUUUUUACAAAAUGAACCAAAACUCUGACAACGAGGAAGAUCUUGGGUAGAUAAUAAUGAGAAUAAAUGUGAAACAAAAUCUAAAUGAUAUCUAAAAAGUCUAA